Archocentrus centrarchus (flier cichlid) is the source of this 768-nucleotide messenger RNA. RefSeq names its product fibroblast growth factor 23 (gene fgf23). NCBI's taxonomy places the organism in Eukaryota, Metazoa, Chordata, Actinopteri, Cichliformes, Cichlidae. The transcript is spliced from 3 exons. Gene Ontology annotation, molecular function: growth factor activity. The record is from RefSeq and is a predicted model, not a curated record. Bases 1 to 768 code for a protein of 255 amino acids.
AUGGACAUCAACAGGCGAAUGGCAAUGAGGGACACAGUGCUGGCGCUCUUACUCGCUGUUCUGCAGGGAUUUCCUCUCGGGGAAACGGCCCCGAACCCAUCACCUCUGGUUGGAUCCAACUGGGGGAAUCCAAGGAGAUACGUCCACCUGCAGACAUCUACAGACCACAAUAACUUCUACUUGGAGAUCAAAUUAGAUGGCACCGUGCGCAAAACUACAUCCAGGACCUCGUAUAGUGUGAUUCUACUGAAAUCUGAAACAAGGGAUCGCAUCGCCAUCCUCGGAGUCAAAAGCAGCCGUUACCUGUGCAUGGACCUGGAGGGCAACCCGUUCACCUCUCCGGUGUGCCUUCGGGAAGACUGUCUGUUCAACCACAAACUCCUAGAAAACAACCGGGACGUGUACUACUCUAGCCGGACCGGCAUCUUGUUCAACCUAGAAGGUUCCCGACAGGUGUACUCUGCAGGUCAGAACCUGCCGCAGACCUCCCUUUUCCUGCCCAGGAAAAACACGGUGCCGCUGGAGCGCCUCCUGCUGCACAGGGAGAAAAGAAACCGAGGGCAGACAGAAGAGGGCUCGGACUCCCGGGCCGUGCCGGAGGAGCUGGAGGAAAUGGAGGUGGAAACUGAGAUGGAAACUGAGACGGAGGCUGGGGAUGAUGGACGCAACGUAUCCCGGGAGAAACUCGCGGCUCCGUCCAGCCACGACCCCUGGAACGUGCACUCCUCCAACUCGGGAAGCCCCCAGAGCACCGGGACAGUGGGCUGA